CCACAACAGUGAAACAGGUGCGCGUGACAGCUUCGGAAAGUGGGCAGCUAGUGCUUUUAUUGUCGCUGAUUUCACGUGGAUAGAUGCAAAUGUGUUGUCAUUUAUUUGGCAUCAUAGGAAAGAGACAGAUAUACAAUGCAUUGACGAUAUUAUGUUUGUAUAUGAAAACAAUCGAAAUUGAGGAUGGUUAUUUUUUUUUCAUCAGGAAGUUAUCUGGUUCUCGAUGUUUCAAUACAGCUGUGAUACAUGUGCAGAUGUUCUACAGAAUCUAGGUAAAGCAGAGAAAACAUUUGAUGAGCGGAUUGAUGAACAUGCCCACAAAUUGGAGAGGCAGCAGGAAGUGGCAGGGAAACUUCACAAAGAGCUUAGAGGAUACAUCCACUGUGCCAAAGCUAUGCAAGCUGCUUCCAAAAAUCUGUACCAAGUUCUACAGGAAACCUAUGAAGAAGAUUGGGACGAUUAUGAAAAUGUGAAAUCUCAGCUAAAUUCCUUAGAACUGAUGUGGCACAACUACCUACAGAGCUUGAAUGACAGUGUGAACGAGCCACUCAACACUUACAUGAGUCAUUUUCCAAAUCUCAGACAAAGAAUCUCAAAGCGAGGCAGAAAAUUGACAGAUUUUGACAAUGCAAAACACAACCUUGAUGUUUUGGAAAAUGCUAAGAAAAAAGAUGAGGCAAAAAUCAAAAAGGCCCACGAUGAGUUGGAAGAAGCCAAGAAAAUAUAUCAGCAAAUCAAUGACGAGCUGCACAUAGAUUUACCCAUGUUUUAUGACAGCCGAGUUAAUUUUUAUGCCUCAACAUUCCAAAGUUUAUUUAAUUCAGAAGAAAUAUUCCAUGGAGAGGUUUUUAAGCUGAGCAGCGAGAUAAACACCAUUGCAGAAAGACUUGCCAAAAGCAGUGAGCAGAUGAAAUUCCAGCCCCGACCUCUUAGUUCGCAUGUACCUGGAGAGGUAAAUGGUCAUCCUGAGGUACAUGGGGAAAAUGGACACGACUCUAGUCCCAUAGCAUCGUCAACCUCAGUGAAAGAGGAACACGUAGAGGAAGGGGAAACCUCGACUUCAGACCAUGCAAUAUAUGAAAACAGUGAGCUAGAAAAGACUGAUCCACUGAAUGAAAUAAAGGUUGAAAAAGCAGAUGAAAAGGAAUCAACAAAUAAGGAGGAGAAAUCAUCACAGCAAAUAUUGAGUCAGAGUCAGGGUAGUGAUGGCAAGGUGAAUGGAGAUCUGGAUGAGACUGCCUCUCAGAACUCUGAAGACUUGGCUCCCACCUACCCCCCUCCCAUACCACCCUCAGAGGAGUGUGACCAGGUCCCUGUCACCCCAGAGAAACAGGAGCCCUCCUCACCCUUAGGUUCACCAGCAUAUGACACGCCUCCAUGUAAAAUGCCAGGGGAAAAAGAGGAGAAAGUGGAAGCAAAAGCUGAUGAGGAGAAAGAAGCAGAGAACAAGGAGAAGGAGGAGGAGAAAGAGGAGGAACAUGAGGACAGCAACCUGUAUGAAGUCCCCACAUCCAACAAACCAGUGGAGUUACCAGAAGGUGUUCUCUAUCAGGUGCAGGCCACACACCCAUACACCAAUGAAGAUGAGGAUGAGUUGUCGUUUGAGGCUGGAGAGAUCAUUUAUGUAGUUCCUUUUGACAACCCUGAUGAACAGGAUGAUGGUUGGGCCAUGGGACAGAAAAAAGGAGAUGGGACAAAAGGAGUGUUUCCUCUCAACUUCACCAAGAAACUCUAGCCAUUCCAGCACUCAGUCAGAAUCAGCCAGAUCUUAGCAUUCCAGUUGAACUCAAGUCACAAUAUCUCUGGUCAAAUCAAUCAUGUCUUAAUUGUCCACAUGUUAAUUAGUUGACAAUUGAUCUGAAGGGAAAAAAAUCAGCAUUGAAGGACCAUGAUGGUGCCCUGUAGUUUUCAGUGUACUAUACAGGAAGUGUUUAUGAAAUGUCAUAAGUGUCAAUUCUUUGGAAUAGAUUAUCAUUUCAAAGAUUUUUGAAAGUAUAUUUUUUUAGAAUAAUGGCAUCCAGGUUAAUAAUCAAAUUUACUGUCAAUGCAAAUUUCACUUGUUAAUAAAGCACAGAAUCGUACUGUACUAUCAGUACUACAUACUACACUAUAGUAUUCAUCAAUCUUUACAGUAAAUGCUCUAUGAGAGGGCAAAUUAAAAAAGGGUUGAUAUUGAAAAUGAUUAGAUCUAUCUCUUAGUAAAUCAAAGAACACAAUAUUCAGGACUUUAAGGGAAGGGCUAAAUCUAAAGCAAACAUGUUUGAUUACAAAGGGCCUUGUUAAGGGUGUACAAAAUUGAUGUAUAUAUAUCCAUUGAAAAAUAAUAUUUUGUUUAAAAAGGAUAUUCAUAGUUUAAUAAUAUGCACAUUUUACCUAUGAUAAACAGAUUGAGAAAUACUAUAGAAGUUAAACAUCACAUAGUUUGGUUAUUGAACAGUUAUAGCAAAUCGGCAUUUUAAAGAUUGCAAUAUAUUUUUUGAAAUUCAAAACUGUAAACAGUCAAUUUGAAAAUAUUUUGAUGUGUUCAGAAUGUAUUGAUUAAAAGAACAUGUAUAUGUACUCCAGCCUUCAAUUUUUCUGCAAAAACUGCAGAUAAGUAACUUUUUUUUUUUAUCUUCCAUCUUCUAAGUUGAUUGUAGACGAUAGUUCAGAUACUUUGAAUGAGAUAGUUUAAGGGUUUCUAAAUGAUUUCUUCCAUCUAAAAAUCAAAUAUAACUCAUUAAGAAUAGAUUUCUUUGUAAAUUUGAAAUAUAUGUGAUUUUUUUCUUUAUGAUAUUUGAAAUAAUAUUUUAUCUUGCAAUACCCCCUAUGAUAAUUGAUAAAUAUAUUCAAUAUAAGGCUGUGGUAUUUUAUUAGUUACAUAUGUAUGUAAGAUAUGAGUUGUAAAACUUGUAAAGGUAUCAUAAUACUUAUAUGACAGUUUCUAUAAAUAUAGUUGUCAGUCUGAAAUUAUUGAAAACAAGAUAAGUCACUUCAUAAGAUUAAGUAUUGGUUCUACAAGUUCCUGAAUCCUGUGUACAUGCAGUUAUAUCUCAUACAUCGGUAUUUUAUUGAACUACAAAUUUUAAGAUAUUUCUGUCCUGACAGUGCCAGGAAAAAUGCAAGGGCUGUUUUUAUUCUUUGGUGUAUUGAAUAUUGUCUGUCUUCUGACAAAACUACUUAUGAUUGGUGUAAACAAUUCAAGACAUUUAUUCAUGACAUCGUCACAAGCCACAGGUUUUGUGUCCAUUCUAAUUUGACAGUAGAGUAUAUUAAUGGACAUAAAACUUGUGGCUUGUGAUAAUGAUUCAUCAGUGCGAAAGCAAUAUCGAUUUUGUCUCACAUUUAUGAGGUUUGAAUUGAAAUGGUCUUUACAAAAAAACAAAAACACCAUAUUAAUUACUUGUUCAGGAUUAUUUUUGAUUUGAGAAGAUUUUUGUAGAAAUUUGAAUUUACUGCCGAUAUUAAUGAUAUGAAAUUGCAAAAAGUAGUAGUAUUAAAUUCACACCUUUUCGAACUCCUUUAUAUUGCUUGUCCUAUGAACACAAACCAGGUGAGAAUAAAAAUUUUCAUUUAAUUAAAUCUGAUUAAAAAGAUAAGAAACAUUAA
Molecule: messenger RNA, 3588 nt
Organism: Magallana angulata
Lineage: Eukaryota; Metazoa; Mollusca; Bivalvia; Ostreida; Ostreidae
Product: myc box-dependent-interacting protein 1-like
Exons: 14
Coding region: 224-1735 (503 amino acids)
Cellular component (GO): plasma membrane; cytoplasm
Molecular function (GO): protein binding; phospholipid binding
Source: RefSeq, a predicted model, not a curated record